AUGUUGGAGACCAGAGAUCAGCAGACAUUGCGUACUCUAGAAGUGAUCAAGCGAAUGCAAAAAGAGAACUGGCUGAUGAAACAAUGUUGCUAUCGGCCGAUGAGUGCUGAAUCUUCAAGUUAUGAUGCCAAGAAGAUACAUUUAAAGUCAUUUGUCAAAUGA
Messenger RNA from Plasmopara halstedii, 162 nucleotides. RefSeq lists its product as uncharacterized. The transcript has 2 exons. Bases 1 to 162 code for a protein of 53 amino acids. The record is from RefSeq and is a predicted model, not a curated record. Lineage: Eukaryota; Oomycota; Peronosporomycetes; Peronosporales; Peronosporaceae.